UUUCCAGUUUUCACUUUACCUAAAACCCUAGUCUCUUCGUCAGCACAAAAACCUCAACUUCGUCUGCCUCUCUUCACGAAAAACUGAGAGAUAUAGAGAUGGGAAGCGAUAGCGAGACAGAGAAAAGUGCCCAUAAAGAGAGAGAGAGGAAGAAGUUUCUGGCUCUUGCACCCAUCGCUAAACCCCUCGCCGGCAAAAAACUCUGCAAACGCACCCUUAAACUUGUUCGCAGAGCUGCCGAGCAUAAAUGCUUGAAGAGAGGCGUUAAGGAAGUGGUCAAAAGUAUUCGCCGAGGAAACAAAGGAUUAUGUGUCAUAGCUGGGAACAUAUCACCGAUAGAUGUUAUCACUCAUGUUCCAAUCUUAUGUGAAGAAGCUGACAUUCCUUAUAUCUACGUUCCCUCGAAAGAAGAUCUUGCUAAUGCGGGAGCCACCAAGAGACCAACAUGCUGUGUUUUGGUGCUAACCAAGCCCACCAAGGGGGAAAUUGCCCAGGAUGAACAAGAAAAGUUGAAGGGAGAUUACGAUCAGGUUGCAUCAGAAGUAUCUGAACUAGCUAAUUCUAUGUUUUAAUGAGCUAGAUAUUAUAAUGAAGUUUGUACUCUUUAUUUCAGAUUAUAAACAUCUUAUUACUUACCAUUUGUGGGUUUCUGUGAAGUUGCUCAAUGGAUUUGUAAAACAGAAUUUCGGAACUUUUUAUCUUCUUAGGUCUCAUCUAGAAAGAUUUUUCUGCG
Olea europaea var. sylvestris is the source of this 733-nucleotide messenger RNA. RefSeq names its product H/ACA ribonucleoprotein complex subunit 2-like protein. Gene Ontology annotation, cellular component: box H/ACA snoRNP complex; nucleolus. The transcript has 4 exons. Gene Ontology annotation, biological process: rRNA pseudouridine synthesis; snRNA pseudouridine synthesis. The record is from RefSeq and is a predicted model, not a curated record. Bases 99 to 572 code for a protein of 157 amino acids. Lineage: Eukaryota; Viridiplantae; Streptophyta; Magnoliopsida; Lamiales; Oleaceae. Gene Ontology annotation, molecular function: box H/ACA snoRNA binding.